Messenger RNA from Drosophila hydei, 2616 nucleotides. RefSeq lists its product as uncharacterized. The record is from RefSeq and is a predicted model, not a curated record. Bases 1 to 2616 code for a protein of 871 amino acids. The transcript is spliced from 7 exons. Lineage: Eukaryota; Metazoa; Arthropoda; Insecta; Diptera; Drosophilidae.
AUGGAAGUGCUCGAGGAGGGAAAUUUAAUGGACCGCGUGCCCAUUCUGCUGCAGCGCGAUUUGGAGUUUUAUCAGACGCAUCAGCGCGUGCUGCAGGAGCCCAUCUGCUCGGGCGUGGUGGGCGGAAAACUCGACUUUCCGCGCUAUGCAUCGUUUGCAUCCAUAAAACUAAUUCGCUGGUGGGAGGAUGAAUACUUUGCUUCCUAUCGCAAGCAUUCGGGUCUAUUGCAUACCGAAAAGGAGCUGAACGAAUGCGAUUUCAGCAGCGUUACGGUUAAAACUUCUGAUCCGGAUAAGUUUGUAAGUUUGGUAACCAAGUCAGCAGAUCUCCUGUUGGAGCACAUACAUCGACUCUCGCAGGAGUCGUUGGAUCAUGCGGAUCUGUCCGUGCUAACGGCCACCAUUGGCGCCGCUGCAUUGGUCAAGAACUCGUUGAGCGUCUAUAUGCAGGCAGCCACGACAACCAUUUGCCCGCCCAAGGGUGACGAAAAGGGCGGCGCUCUGAAGUUGAGCUUCAAGCAAUAUGCCCAGAUGUCCGAGGCAUUGGCUGAACGCCUGCUGGAUCUGCACUGUCGUCUGUUGCUGCUGUAUAUCAUUCAGGACGCGGACUGUCUGCACUGGGAGGACACGCAGCCGUUCUUCGAAUCGGAACGCGGCUCGUAUACGGUGCAAAUGUGGUGGCACUAUAUGCGCGGCACCAAAGCCGAUCUCUGGAAUUCGGUGCCACCGAAAAUGGCACAGAAAAUCUUUGCUGGAAUGCUGAACGAGACACUCAGCGUGCUGACUGUGCGCUACACGCAGAUUGUGACAAGUGUUGCACGUGCCCAACUGCAUCUGGUGGACAUUUGCAACAUGCUGCUCUGCAUUGCCGAGCUGCUGCCCCAUGUCUGCGAGAGCGGCGAGGCCUAUGUGGGCCUUCAGCUUAGCAAUCAGAGCGUCAUCGUUAGGGAUAUUCAUGCCAAAUGCCGGGAACUCUUCUACUGCCUGCUGCUGCGUGGCGCGCCUCUGGGUGUGCUUUCCAAGGUCUUUCGCAAAGGCCUAGAUAACAUGGAAAUGUUUAGUUCACGUCAUGGUCUGCCAUCGGCCUGGAUUAUCUUUGCGUUGCCGCGGUACUUUCCCAAGGAGCAGUCCUGCCAGUGGGUCACAGAGUUUGCUGAUCUUACCACGAACACGGCCAUCUCCUUGGAUUUGCGUGUGCUGCUGGCCUUUCCCGAGGCGCAUUGGUCGUAUCUGCUGAAGAUCCUGCUCAUGCGAGAUGCCUAUCUAACGGGCAUCAUAAUGCGUCAUCUAAUGCAACAUUUGCCGUCAUCAGAGAAUUUCAAGAAUGUGGCCAAGCACUCGUUUACCAGCGCAGAGGGCGCUCCAUUAAAGUGUGAAGCUUUUCUGUGCCGUGGCGAGUGCUUCAAUGUCACCGAUUCCAUAGCAGCGGACAUAGAUCCCGUUGGGCAGUCCAACUAUCAAAUUGUGCUGUCCCUCACAUACCUGGUUGUGGCCGUGGGCAAGGCCGUCGAUAUCAAAUCCUGCCUGAUAAAGACGCUCGAGGAGCAUGCUGUGAGCGGCUGGAGCGAUUGCCUGGACAAGCGCCAGGUGUGGAAUCAGAAGCGCACACCUUGGCUAGAGGCCAUCAUGCACUUUGUUUAUCCAGUGCUCGACUGCGUCGUCGAGAUGCUGAUCAAUGCCGUCGAGAAUGGCGCCAGCAUGUAUCAGGCCAUGUCCUUGGCAUUGACGUGCAUCUCAGAGAUUUGGGACUGCAUGCCCGAGGGCUUGUAUAAGAUAACAGCCUUGCUACAGGAUAUAAUACCAGUCUCCACGCGUCCUCUGGGCGAUUCGGUGCUGCUGCAGGUGGUUUUUGCAGCGCUCUACACUGAGCUGAUAAAGACAGCCGAAGUGCAUGAGCAGGCUAAGAACGAGGAUAAGGCUGCCGUAUGCUACUCGCUGUCGGAGGCCAUUUGCUCUGUGGACGAGGAUGAUAAGCACACUGAUCAGAUCGAGCUGUUUCUUAAGCAGGCCAAGGAGAGCAUCAAUCUGGACACGGAUUUCGGCGGCAGCUGCGGACGUGGCGCUGGCGGCAUGAGCGCCGUCAGCACUGUCAAAAUGGACGACCUCGCCAUGAACAAUGCUGAAUCGGAGCGCUUGAGCCACAGUCCACCGGCUAACUAUGCCAUGGAAUUGGAUGUGGGCAUUGCUGACUAUAUAGCCGAGGUGCUGGCCAGUGAUGUGCUGACCACAAACAUUGGCAAACAGGCGCUCAAAGUGAUCUAUAAUUAUCUGAAGUUCAACAAGGAUUGGCUGCUGGAGCAGUUGGGCACGGGCGACAACGAGCCAAGUCCGUUUCAGGGCGUGCUGGGCCAGAACAUAAAGGAGGCCAAGACCUCAGUGCUCAAGUCCAUGUUCUUCAUAGGCAAUACGCCGUUUGAUCAACUGCUAACGGGCUCGCUGAAGAUCGACUAUGUCAGCUGGCUGCAAAUGCCGCUGUCCCUCAAUCCGGAACGAACGUGGCUGCAUCUGGCGCGUCGCUGCGAUUUCCAGGAGGACAGCAAGCUGGCCCUGCCCGAGGUGGCCAUGGUGGCUGGCAUAAGUAAGAUAAUGAAACGCCGUAAAGACUUUGCCAAAUGA